Messenger RNA from Amyelois transitella, 8961 nucleotides. It is a transcript of the gene Ufd4, whose product is annotated as E3 ubiquitin-protein ligase HECTD1. Gene Ontology annotation, cellular component: nuclear speck. Gene Ontology annotation, molecular function: protein binding; metal ion binding; ubiquitin protein ligase activity. The transcript is spliced from 46 exons. The record is from RefSeq and is a predicted model, not a curated record. The coding region runs from base 168 to 7370 and encodes 2400 amino acids. Gene Ontology annotation, biological process: anatomical structure development; protein K63-linked ubiquitination; proteasome-mediated ubiquitin-dependent protein catabolic process. NCBI's taxonomy places the organism in Eukaryota, Metazoa, Arthropoda, Insecta, Lepidoptera, Pyralidae.
GAAAUAAUGAUGGCGUACAAUGUCGUGUGAUGAUUUUUAUUGAAGUGAACGACCAAAUAAAUUGCGUAUUUGUCGAAGUUAUUUUAUUUUUAUGUUAUAUCUUGUGAAACCGUUACUGAAGAGCUUUGCUUCUGAAUUAAAUGAUUAUGGUAUUCUAAUCCUAUAAAAUGGCGGAAGUGGACCCUGAGACAUUACUGGAGUGGCUCCUAACAGGCCAGGGAGAUGAGCGUGACAUGCAGCUUAUCGCUCUCGAGCAGCUUUGUAUGUUGCUUCUCAUGUCUGACAAUGUCGACAGAUGCUUUGAAAGUUGUCCUCCAAGAACAUUUUUGCCUGCUCUCUGCAAAAUAUUCCUUGAUGAAUGUGCUCCGGACAAUGUACUAGAAGUUACUGCAAGAGCUAUAACUUAUUAUUUGGAUGUUUCUGCUGAAUGCACAAGGAGGAUUGUAGCUAUUGAAGGUGCUGUUAAAGCUAUCUGCAGCAGGCUGCUUACAGUUGAUCCUAACAAUCGCACAAGUAAAGACUUGGCUGAGCAAUGUAUCAAAGUCCUAGAAUUGGUGUGCACCCGCGAAGCAGGCGCGGUGUGGGAGGGCGGCGGGCUGCCCGCGGUGCUGCACUUCAUCACGCAGCACGGCACCUCCGUGCACAAGGAUACCUUGCACUCCGCCAUGGCUGUGGUUUCUAGGGUGUGCGGCAAAAUGGAGCCGGGCGAUGCUCGUGUGGGCGACGCGGUGUCGUCCCUGUCGUCGCUGCUGCGGCACGGCGACGCGCGCGUGGCGGACGCGGCGCUGCGCUGCUUCGCCUCGCUGGCCGACAGGUUCGCGCGGGCACAUGCUGACCCUGCACCGCUAGCUGAACACGGUCUGAUAGAAGAGCUGGUACGUCGCUUGGGAAGCACAGAAAGCAGCGAAGACAAAUGUCUGUCACCAUCUGUAUCUACCACCGUUAGCUUGCUCUCCACUUUGUGCCGGGGUUCGUCUCAGAUUACACAUGAUUUGGUCCGCCUAGAGUUGUGCUCGGCAAUAGAGACGGCCGUGCAAGCGGACGAGAGGUGGUGUCUGGAGUGCAUGCGACUUGUUGACCUGUUGCUCGUGCUGCUGUGUGAAGGACGACACGCAAUACAGACGGGUCUAAAUCGUAAUGGCGGCUCAGCGUCUGGCUCAAGCAGCGGGGGCGCUAGCGGCGAAGGUUCCAGCGGGGGUUCCACUCGAGGCGACAAGUCUCACCGACAACUCAUAGACUGCAUCCGAGGCAAAGACACCGAUGCCUUGCUCGCGGCCGUCACGAGCGGCGCCGUCGACGUCAACUUCACCGACGAUGUCGGUCAAACGCUGCUCAACUGGGCGGCCGCUUUCGGAACUAAGGAGAUGGUCGAGUUCUUAUGCGAAAAGGGUGCGGAUGUAAACCGCGGUCAGCGUAGUUCUUCCUUACACUACGCGGCGUGUUUCGGUCGGCCGGCGAUCGCCAAAGUGCUACUACGAUACGGCGCCAACGCAGAUCUGAGAGAUGAGGACGGCAAGACACCGCUAGAUAAAGCUAGAGAAAGACACGAUCAAGGACACAGAGAAGUAGCAGCGAUAUUGCAAUGUCCCGGAGAGUGGUUAGUGGUCGGCAAUCACGACUCGCCGACAUCAUCAAACGAAGAUGAUUUUCCAGACACUGGUGAUAAGGAAAUGGCUGCUAUUUAUCUUGAACGUUUAGUGCCUCUGUUUUGCUCGCGCUACCUCGGCGCUGGCGGCGCUAGUGUGCGUCGCGCCUGUCUGUCUCUCGUCCGCAAGAUGGUGCACUACGCGCCGUCCAGCCUGCUGCGUAGAGCGCCGCACACCACGCCCGCGCUACUGACGCAGCUCGUGGCCGCCGUGCUGGACAACGUGGGCGAGAUCGGCGUGCGGCGCUGUCCGCCGCGGUACCUGCGCUCCCGCUAUAUUCGCCCCCCAGCGGACGACGACGAUGGUCACCUCAUCGUACUUGGCAUUGCUGAAGAACUAAUGGUGAAGGCUGCCGAAAUAUAUCUGGAGCAGUUUGCAAGGCUUGGCGUCUUCAGCAAGGUGGAAGCGUUGGCCUCGGAGCCCGCCUCGCAAGUUUCGUCUGAUGGAGAAACUAGCAUUGCAGGUAGUAGUGAAGACGCAACAUGCCUAUCCCAUGGCGUGGCGUACUCUUGGGGCGAGUGGUCCCUGUGCCGCGGACGCGACGCUCUAUACGUGUGGAGCGACACCGCCGCGCUCGAACUCAGUACCGGCAGCAACGGGUGGUUCCGGUUCCUCCUGGACGGCAAGCUGGCCACAAUGUACUCUAGUGGCAGCCCCGAGCAUCAGACUGAUAAUACCGAAAAUCGUGGAGAAUUCAUCGACAAAUUGCAAAGAGCUAGAGCUUCCGUGAAGAAUGUAGUACCUCAACCCAUACUAUCUAAGCCAGGGACAACUAGACUUAUCCUCGGAAAUUGGGCAUUAUCCUGCAAGAAGGAGAAAGAAUUGCAAAUACACAAUACAGAUGGCCAGCAGCAAACGACAAUACUGAAAGAAGAUCUGUCUGGAUUUAUUUUCGAAUCCAAUCGCGGCACUAAGCAUACAUUUACAGCUGAAACAUUUUUAUGUCCGGAGCUCGCCACAGGUUGGACAAACCGUCGCCCUGUGACUUCAGAUUGCGCGACGUCCAAUCAAAAUAGAUCUCGUUCAUCUGCAAAAGCUGAAGCCCUCAAAGCACAGGUUCGAUCGCGCGCCCGAGCCCUGUUCUCCCGGCACCUGAGCCACGCGGCGACGCGCCAGCCGCGGCCGCCCGUGGCGCGCCUGCGCGUGCUGCUGGCCAGGACGCAGCGCCUCGCCACGCAGCCCACAAAAGAUUGGCAGGCGGAACUUCGCGAGUCACUGGACCAGCUGACAGAACUAUUGUGCGGGGACGAACUGCUGUCCGCGUACGAAUUGCAGUCAUCCGGCCUCGCCCCUUCUUUGUUACAAGUGCUUUCGCCGCAGCCCAAUGAUGCACCAGGACAGGCCAGCGAACGCGAGCGUGUGGUCCGAGAAUGGGUUUCCAGCGAUUCCGGCCGAGCGGGCGCUACGCUCGCGUCCAGGCUUGUUGGCGUACUAGAAAGCGUUGAGCGAUUGCCCGUGCUCGCCCCUCCCGGCGACGCCCCGCCCCCCACCUCAGCCGCCUCCCUCCAUCACCUCGCCAAACGGAUACGACUCCGAGUGGAACGAGCGAACGAGGACUCCAACGAAGAUUCAGGUUCGAACAACGGCAACAAUGCCGGUCGUAGCUUGAAAGUGGAAGCGUUGACGACGGUGCGCCAGUUGGAGAGGUUCCUGGCGAAGUCCGUGGCGCGCCAGUGGUACGACAUGGACCGUGCUACGUUCAACUUCACGCAGAAAAUCAAAGCCGAGGCGCCUAUCACUUUUAAUUAUGACCACGAUUUCGACGAGAACGGCCUCAUAUAUUUCAUUGGCACCAACGGCGGUUCCUGCGAAUGGGUCAACCCCGGUGCUCAUAAUCUAAUCUGCGUGUGGUCUUCAGACGGAAAACAGUUGCCAUAUGGCCGCGUCGAGGAUGUCCUAUCACGGUCACCAGAACCACUGAACGUUCAUACAAAUGAUGAUAGACGAGCCUUUAUAGCUAUGGAUCUUGGAGUACAUAUUGUGCCCACAGCUUAUACGAUGCGUCACGCGCGUGGAUAUGGCCGUUCGGCACUGAGGAACUGGCUAUUCCAAAUGUCAAUGGACGGUGUGACAUGGAGCACGUUACUGGCUCACAACGACGAGCAAGCGUUACAAGAACCAGGCAGCACGGCCACUUGGAGACUGAGAGCAGACGCUCCAUACCGCUACCUACGCAUACAACAAAACGGGAAGAACGCAAGUGGACAGAACCACUACCUAUCUCUGUCUGGGUUCGAGAUUUACGGCAAGGUGGUGGCCGUAGUAGAAACUGGUCCCAAGCAAUGCGGCGCGACCAAUCACGUGACGUCCGUGCAGAGCGGCGGCGCGGCGGCGGGCGCGCGCGCGCGGCGCUGGUCGCGCGGCGCGCGCGGGCUGUGCGCCGGCGCCAGGGUGGUGCGCGGCGCCGACUGGAAGUGGAGGGACCAAGACGGACCGCAACCCGCAGUCGGCACAGUCACUUCGGAUUUACACAACGGAUGGGUCGAUGUCAAAUGGGACCAUGGCGGUCGCAACUCGUACAGAAUGGGCGCUGAAGGCAAAUACGACCUCAAAGUGGUGAGCGGCGCGGGAGUGGUGGGCGGCGCGGGGCCGGCGGCUGCGGAGACGGCCCGCGCCGGCCGCAAGAGCCACUCCACGCCCAGCCUGCCUGACGCCACUGCUGUGGAUCACCAGAUAUCCGUGGCAUCAACGGAACAGGCAUCAUCCGCAGACAACAUCUCCGGCGAGGAGCUGGCCAGCAACAUGUCGCGGCCGCGAACUCACGCCACAGACCUGUCCGCCAUAAAUAACUCCACGCACCACAUUAACACAGAUCUGGCUACAAUAGUAGAGUCGCUAACUUUAGGGGCAGAAGGCAACAACUGCAUGCCAGAUUUAGGAAACACAUCAUUUACCAACAUGGAAAUGGGACCUACGAGCAUUACCGACAUCACCAAACCAUAUCCAGCCAAAGAACCUUUACCUGAGGCCAACCCACAAGAAGAAGGUACAACGCACGAAGGGGACGCUGUACGUAACAGCGCGAACGCUUUACUCUCCACUGAUCUGUUGGGGCUGCCCGCUUCUCUGCUGCACACCUUGAGGAACAAUGUCAACCGUCUACAUAUACAGUGCGAAGACAGCGAAAGCGGUGAAUCGCAGUUCACCGAGCAUAAGAAAGACAACCAAUCAGGAGCCGGCUCCGGAACUAUGAGCGCCAGUGAACCAGAUCUCACACAGCAGGGUGCCGCACGGUUGUUGGAGUCCCUAGGAGUUAGCAGGCCGAGUGCGGGAAGUGCACAGCGCGGCAACAGCGCGCAACGGGCCAAUCGCACCAAUCAUACCAAUAGCCUUUUCCCAAGUUUGGUCCGACUGGCGCUUUCGAGCAAUUUCCCCGGGGGCCUUUUGUCUGCGGCGCAAAGCUAUCCGUCGUUGGCGCCAAAUGCUCAAAACGCACUGACAUUAUCCCUCACAUCUACUUCCAGUGAAAGUGAACAAGUAUCGCUAGAAGACUUCCUCGAGUCGUGCCGUGCGCCCGCGCUGCUCACAGAACUGGAAGAUGACGACGAGGCCGACGACGCGCUCGAUAGCGACAAGGAAAAUGAACCUACUUAUCAGGAAGUGGUGUCCCGCAAUCUACUUUCGUUGAUGGAGGAAGAAGCAUUGGAGGCCGUUCGCGGAGUAAACGGUUCAAGAUCUCGCAGGCCCUGGGACGAUGACUUUGUGCUGAAGCGGCAGUUCUCGGCGCUCAUUCCCGCCUUCGACCCCCGACCUGGCCGCACCAAUCUGAACCAGACAGUUGAUCUCGACAUACCGCUCAACGAGGAGUCUGAUGCCGAGGAAGACUCCGAGCCCGAACGUGUCGCAAGCGAAAGUAGCGAGGCAGCAACCGCUGCAAGCGGCCGCUUACCCGCUUUACGGCUAGUACUAAGCGCUGGAGGCGCUUCCGUAGCGCUGCAGCGGCCAUCAUGGACACUGUACCGCGCAGUGCUUGCGCUUAACUCUAGGAUGAGAGACGCAGCCAGGGAUACUACGUAUACGCUAACAUACAAGGAGAUUGAGGGCAUGGAAACGUUUGCCUCCUCUAGCGACAGUGAAGAUGAUGAACCUUCUGAUCCAGAGCGCGGCGUCUGCGGCGCGGAAGGUCCAGAGGGCGCCAUGGUGUCAUGCUGCGUUCGAGUGCUGCGGCGGCUACGAGCGGCCGCGCCUUCCCUGCCCUGCGAGGCGUUCGUGUCCACCAAGCUCACCAACAAGCUGCACCAGCAGCUGCAGGAGCCGCUCACCCUGGCUGCGGCCGCGACACCGCCCUGGUGCCAACAACUGAACGACUGGUGUCCAUUCCUGUUCCCGCUCGAGACGCGGCAGAUGUUCUUCGCGUGCACCGCAUUCGGCACGUCGCGCACCAUUGUGUGGCUACAAGCGCAAAGGGAUAGAGCGCUUGAGAGGCAAAGAGCUGGCAACACAGUUUCGCCGCGUCGUGCGGAACUAGAAGCCACGGAGUUCCGUAUGGGCAGGCUGCGGCACGAGCGCGUGCGGAUACCGCGACAACCGCAUCUAUUGAGAUCUGCUAUGCAGGUGAUGCGCGUCCACGCCGGCCGUAAAUCAGUCUUGGAAGUAGAAUUCGCAGGCGAAGAAGGAACAGGUCUGGGACCAACACUAGAGUUCUACGCGCUGGUGGCCGCCGAGCUGCAGCGGGCAGACCUCGGCAUGUGGCUCAGCGACGCCGACCACGCCGCGCCCGACCAGCAGCUCGUGCUGUCGGAAGAAAAGCCUCCUGGCUACUACGUGUCUCGCGCGGGAGGUUUGUUCCCGGCGCCGCUGCCACAAGACUCGCCUAUCUGUGAUAAAGUUUGCAAAUAUUUCUGGUUCUUAGGAGUAUUUUUAGCUAAGGUGCUACAAGAUGGUCGUCUCGUAGAUUUACCAUUAUCAGAGCCUUUCUUGCGCAUCAUGUGCGGAGAAGAGCUACGACCAGAGCAUUUAGAAGAAAUCGAUCCAAUUCGACACAGGUUCCUACAAAGCGUUCUCGCUGCGGCUGACGAAUAUGAUGCUGUGAUCCGCGAUCAGUCUCUGUCUACUGAGGAGAUAAAUCGGCGAGCGGAGGAGAUCACGGUAGAGGGCGCUACGUUUGCAUCGCUGGCUCUUACUAUGACAUAUGUGGCGGCCAGUGCAGAUCCGGAAGUGGCCUUGCAGCCUCUGUGCGAUAGCGGGGAGCAUAUUGAGGUGGGCCCUGUAAACGCUCGCGCGUACGCCGAACGCAGCGCUCGUUGGGCCGUGCGCGAAGGAGUUCGCCGGCAGAUGGCCGCCUUCCGCGCCGGGUUCGGAGCCGUGUUCCCGCCCCGAAGACUACGAGCUUUCUCUCACACCGAGCUCAGACUCCUCGUUUGUGGCGAGAGGGGGCCCGUGUGGACCAGGGAGCAUCUGCUGGCGUAUACAGAGCCUAAGCUGGGCUACACUCGAGACAGCCCCGGUUUCCUCCGCCUGGUGGAGGUGCUGGUGGAGAUGUCUCCGCUGGAGCGCAAGGCGUUCCUGCAGUUCGCGACGGGCUGCAGCAGCCUGCCGCCCGGCGGGCUCGCCAACCUGCAUCCCCGCCUCACUGUGGUCAGGAAGGUGGACGCAGGAGACGGGUCGUAUCCUUCGGUGAACACGUGUGUACAUUACCUGAAGCUGCCAGAAUAUUCCUGCAAGGAAGUGCUGCGUGAGCGGCUCUUGGCGGCGACCAACGAGCGGGGCUUCCAUCUCAACUAGAUCUAACAUCUAAUACUUAUUGUCCUUUAAAUAUAAUUUGAUUUCUGUGACGGCAGGGUGGACCGAUAUCAACGACGUAAGUGCGAAAAAGACAAACAAAAUGUAUGCAUUUGACAUCUGUCACAGAGCUAAAGUAAUCUUUAGGAAAGGUAUACAUUAUACACAUUCGAUGUUUAAGAUUUUUAACAGUUCAAGUGAAUAACAAACCUAAGACCGUGUUAAAAUGCAGGCUCAGUUAUAUUAUUGCACGAUUCCAUUAGCUAAAUAAAAUAGAACACCUUUACGAUGAGCUGCUGAUUUCUUGAAAAACAUAUUUACGUACUACCUUUAUGAAAAAUAUGUCGCUAAUUUUAGUUGCACAUACAUCUUUAUUCAUAACAUUGUCAAUGGUUGCUCACAUUGAUCGAAUUAAUUCUGAGGGAAAACUCAUAAAAAUAAUAUAAUCAUUAAAGUGGCCGGGGUUUAGACAUUCUACUUAACAAAUUAGAAAUAUUUAGUCUUCGUUUGGUUUUCAGUGAGUUUCUCUUAUCAUGAUGAAUGUAGAAUUAAAAUUUAAUUAAUAUGGGUGAGAAAAGAGGCUGUUUAAAAAUAAUUGUUCCCUUAUAUACUUAUUUGGAUUUCUUAUUCUUCAUUUGCGUUUUCAGUGAUAUACAAAACAUUAUAUUUUUGGAUUGAUCCAAGCUUGUUUAGUUUGUAAGUGGCAAAGUUUAAUUAGUUUAAAAGCACCAUUUUGUGUGCAACUGAUUAUAGAAAUAUUAUUGUUUGUGUAUGUUAUUUCUGAUUCAAUUUAUACAAUAUGUCUAGUUUAUGAUUCGAACGCAAAUACAUUUUUAUAAUCGUGUGCGAGUAUCAAAAAAUUAAUAAAUCACACAUAUUUCUUGACGUUUUGGUAAUAUUUGUAGUAUACCUUGUACUGGUUCAUGAAGUUAACAGUUCAAAAGCAGUUGGUAAUGUUUAGAAUGCGAUCUAAUUUUGAGGUGGUUUCAAGUAUUAUUGAAUGAAUAGAAAAAAAUUGAUGAUUUUUUUGUCUCAUAAGUCUAGUCAAUAUUUGCGAAUAAAUUUCUUAAUGAAUACUUGAAAGAAUACCUUCUGCCUGAUCCUGAUAUAAUAAAAAUUAAUAUCAACUUGGUUUGUAAAGUUUAUGAUUGAAUGCUUUUGAACUGAAUAUAUAAACAAUUCACGGAUUCUGCUGAAGCCAUGUGUAAAUUAAAUUUAAUUCAUAAAAUAAUUGAACAAAUAUAUAGGUAAUUAAAGUUAUAUUUAUAUUCAUUCUGAGGGAUUUCUUCAAAACAUGUGAUCAAAAUUAUAAAAUUUUAUAAAGUAUGCUAUACUUAAUUAUAACGUGUGAAACACUUUGUAACGAGAAAAAAAGAUUUAGAGUAUGUUCCUUUAGUUCAAUAAUAUUAUUUGUCAGCUGGAAGCUGACUGUGAUUUCCAUUAUAAUUAUAACAAUAAAAACGAAUUAAAAUGUAUUUUGAUUUUAAUUUACAGGUAUUUAAUGUAUAAUUAUAAUAAUAGAUGAUCUUGUAGUGCUAGUGCUAUUAUACUUGUUGUUGGAAAUUGUAUCAAUAAAGUAAGUGAAAAUGAACAA